Schizosaccharomyces japonicus yFS275 is the source of this 1470-nucleotide messenger RNA. Its product is annotated as lectin family glycoprotein receptor. Gene Ontology annotation, cellular component: membrane. The transcript has a single exon. NCBI's taxonomy places the organism in Eukaryota, Fungi, Ascomycota, Schizosaccharomycetes, Schizosaccharomycetales, Schizosaccharomycetaceae. Gene Ontology annotation, molecular function: metal ion binding; carbohydrate binding. Bases 86 to 1048 code for a protein of 320 amino acids. The record is from RefSeq and is a predicted model, not a curated record.
CGCCCGCCCAGCUGUAACUUGUUUACCGCCCCACCAUAUUCUCUCCUUACCGGUCUGAUAGCCUGCAAGACCAGACAGCUUCAUCAUGAAUCCUGUUGCGCUCUUUUCGAUAAUAUUUUACGCUUUCAGCAGCUUGUUCAAGCUUUCGUAUGCCCAACCAGGCACUCGGAAGCUUAGUUCAAUGACGUUGGAGAAACCGUACAUUGACCAUGGAAUGCGUAACUUGUGGUGGGAAUAUGGCGGAAACACGGUCGUUGAUAGAAAGAAUGGUGUCUUGUUGACUCAAGACUUAUCUGAACAACACGGUUGGAUUUCGUCUCGCCUCCCUGCUCCUGCUCGCAGUUUUGUAAUUGAUUUCGAGGUCAAGAUCCAUGGAUUGGGCACCACGGUCUACGGAGAUGGAAUGGGUAUUUUCUUGACGGAAGAACGUGCAAAAACCGGACCUGUCUUUGGUUUCGCUGACGAGUUCACUGGCUAUGGCAUUUUCAUUGACACGUACAAUAACAACCGUCCCCGUACCGCUUUCCCCUACGUUAUGGCUAUGAAGGGCGAUGGAAAGACAAAGUACGACGUUGAGAAUGACGGCAAGGCCAACGAAAUCGGUGGCUGCUCUGCUCGUCGUUUCCGUAACUCUCGUGUUGCUACCAAGGGCCGCAUCACAUACCGUAAGGACUUGAAGAAACUCAGUCUUGACUUGGCCUACCUUGAGAAGGAUGUGUACGUUAGCUGCUUCGAGUUGGAGGAUGUCGAAUUGCCUCAAACAACUUUCCUUUCCUUCAGUGCCCACACUGGCGAAGUUAGCGAUUACCACGAGGUGAUUUCUGUUGUUACCCAUGAGCUCACUGACGAAAAUAAGGAUGCUGCUGCCUCUCCUGCAGCCAACAGUCAGCCAGUUGUGGACACUCCCAUCAACAAUGCCCCCAAGGUCAAGGGCAGCUCUUGGAAGAAGCCUGUCAUCCUCGUUCUUUUCUUCUUAAUUCUCGUCUUUGGUUUUAUGGCUUACCGCUCUUAUACUCAGCAACGGAUGCGUAGAACUUCCGUGCUCUAAAGGCUGCAUGAAAACUAUGUCUUGCUUAAGGAAAAAACGUAUACACUACUGUCUUGUUGGUGCAACCUGAGAAGCGAACAGCUUCCUGUCAUGAUUUAAUUGUCUUCCCUAUGAUCUUUAAAAAUUGAAGCAAGCAUGAAAAAAGAAAAUACGCACUAUGAACUACGAAAGCAGAGCUAGUAUGACCUUUCGACCUUUGCAAGCGUUAUUUUCAUCCGUCUACGUCUUUCCAUUUUAAUGGGGAGUUUCAAAACGCUAGACAACAGUUUAAUCAAACUAAGUAUGCUUAAUUCAACUAAUUAUAAAACGCAUGGGGAGUUGUAACUUGCAACUACUCGCAAUUUCUGUUCCACCGCUUGUUUUAUUCAUGCAGAAUUCAUGAUACAGGGUAAUAUGGAGGGGAGCCGUUCGGUUGCUUCGCA